GGUUUGUAUAGUUGCGCGAGGGAGGGACAGAAUAUCGGGGCGAGACCAGCUGAGCGUCAGUCUGUCAGGGGAUGGCGGCGUGAAUUAGCCUCUAGACACCCACGCCUCUCGCUGUCAGUACCCACAACGCCCACGCCCACGCAACACCACGCCCUGCACGCAACACCACGCCAGGGAACGGUGAAAUAACCAAGAUAUCCGCCAUUUUAACACGCAUCACACCAACCCCCCCCUAGAAAGUUGCAAACCCCGUUACCAACACCACUGCAACACCCUUGGAACUGGAAUAUCCUUGGAACGCCCUUGGAAUCAUCCCCCCACCCCCCCAAUUCCAGAAUCUAGGAAUACACCCUUGAAACACCAUUAAAAACACCCCCCAGUAUAUCAGAAUCUUGAAAUACACACCAGAAACACCUUUUAAAAUUCCAGAAACUUGCAAUACACCCCUGGAAUCCUACCCCGUAUUCCAGAAUCUAGGAAUACACCCCUUGCAACACCCUCCGUUCCAGAAUCUUGGAAUAUACACCAAAAUGAAUGUUUUCACCAACGUGUCAAGCCAAGUCUCUGGAUUUUCCUCCUCUCUUGGCUCCUGGUUCAAGAAAGAAGGUCAGGAGGGCCAGGAAGGUCAGGGCGAUGCGGGGCAAGGUCAAGGGGCGGGGCAGGGUCAAGGGGCAGCUCCCUCUGGUGACCUCCCACCCUCCCCCCCCUCUGCCAACGCCUCUGAGCAAAGUGUAAAGGGCUCCGCUGAUGAGAAUGAGGAUGCGGCGUCUCAACAUUCAGGGGCCACAGAGGGCGCCGACAGCAACCCCCCCAGUGAGACAGAGGAGGAGCAGGAAGCUAAGACUGGAUUUGCUUCAGGUCUGGGCUUCAACCUGUCAGCGGUGCAGGGAAAAGCUUCAGCAUCGGCCAAGAGUGUGGGGUCCUUCUUCAGUUCGGCCUUCAGUAAAGCAGGCGCCAGUGUGAAGGAGGCUGGCUCGAAGAUUAAAGAGAGUGUGGAGAAAAAUACCCUGCUGAGUGAGUUUAACAAGGAACAGGAGGCAUUUAUCAAGGCGAAGGGUGGCAAGGGAGGGGAAGCGCUCCCUCCCUGGGUUGGCUAUCCUGAUGAAGAUGGCCUGAAGGAGGAGAUUCUGGCCCUGUCAACGGACCGUCGAAACUUUGUGCGCAACCCUCCUGCCGGCGUGAACUUCGAGUUUGACCUGGAGUCGUUCCUGCCAGUGGCCCAGGCAACACUCGCCGCAGACCCCAACCUGGAGAAGAUGCGCUUUGAAUUGGUGCCCAAGACAAUUGAUGAGGAAACAUUCUGGCGUAACUAUUUCUACCGCGUUGGACUAAUCAGACAGAGUACUGAGCUGUCAUCGCUGGAGAGAGAAGGAGUUGAGGGUGCCACCAAGACUGCUGCUGGCGAUACUGUUAAGGGCAAAGAGGAGGAGGGAGAGCAGGCUGACAGCAACGCACAGGGAGACAGUGAGUUUGUGUCUGACAGCCUGCCAUCCUCGUCAAGGCAGGAUGUGGAGGAGGUCAGAAAGGGCGUGUCCAGCCUCACCAAGCCCUCAGCUGAGGAGGACUGGGAGAGAGAGCUGCAGGAGGAGCUGGGGGAAUACGAGGUGGUGGGAGCAGAUAGUGGCAAGGACAGUGACAAGUGGGAGGCUGAGAUACAAGACUUGAUUGACGAUGAGAGUGAUUUGCGUUAGUCUGGGGUAAGAAUCUGGUUUUAGGGUUCAAUUUGAGGGUUUUCCGGGGUUUGUGUGGAUGGAAGGAGUGUGUGAGUGUGCGUGUGUGUUUAGAGUGUGUUUGGAAGGCAGAAAUGAGAGUAAAUGAUGUUUUUUUGUGUGUUUUAGAGUUUAUUUGGCAAGUUUCUGGCUUUCUGUGGAUGGAAGGAGUGUGUGAGUGUGCGUGUGUGUUUAGAGUGUGUUUGGAAGGCAGAACUGGGAGUAAAUGGUGUUUUUUUGUGUGUUUUAGAGUUUAUUUGGCAAGUUUUUUGGGUUUGUGUGGAUGGAAGGAGUGUGUGAGUGUGCGUGUGUUUGGAGGGCAGAAAUGAGAGUAAGUGGUAAUUUUUUGCGUCUUGUAUGAAAAAAAACUAAUUUGUUAAGAUUAUGAUAAUAAUUUGAUGGUUUUAGGAUUCAUUUACGAGGUUUGGGGUUUGUCUGGAUGGAGAGAGAGAGAGAGAGAGAGUGCAUGUGUGUGUGUGUGUGUGGAUUGUUUAAAAAGUGGAUAAGAGGUGGAAAUCUGAGUUAAUUGUGGUUUUUAUGUGUUAUUUGAGAGAAAGUUGGUUUGUGUUACGUUUAUAGGAAGAAUUGAAGGCUUUUAGUCACGUUAGGCCGAUGUCACACUAUGGAGCCUUGCCAAUAGUGACAUCACACACGAACCAGUGGGGUGUGUCAUAUUGCUGCGCCACUGCUGUUCUCGCCGCACAGUGUUGCAGCAUCAGCACCACAACACAACACUACGCAUCACGACAAUUGAGCAGAAAACACACACAUUUUUAUGAUUUUUAUGUAGUUUGUUCAGCACAACAACAACACAUCAUGCCGAUUGAGCAGAAAACGCACACACUUUCAUGAUAUGCAGUUUGUCACAUCAUCUCCACUGCAAUAGAGUAUUCUGAUAACUAUAGAGAGGCUUCAGCAGUUCCAGCAGCUCAUCACACUAAGCUUUGCACACUGGCCUAUGUUAAAAAACCUUGCUUCUGACCACUCUUCCCAAACCUUUCACUUGUCUGUCCUCACCAAUUAAUGGAAGAGCCCUGUUCCAGUACGUUUUUUUCUUUCUUUUCUGUAAAUGCAGGAGGGAAGCCAACCAAGGAUAAGAAAAUAGAAAAAAAAGGUCCACUUGAGUGUUGGUUCCCUUGCAGAGUGGUAGAGAGUUAGCCACACUAGAGGGAGCAAUGUGUUGACACCUCCCUCUUGAAAGAAGUGAAGUGGUAGGAAGGUGGAAACACAGAAGCAGGCAGGGAGUUCCAGAGUGUGCCAGAGAAAGGUGUGAAGGAUUGAGAGUACUGGUUAACUCUUGCAUUAGAGAGGUG
Portunus trituberculatus (swimming crab) is the source of this 3022-nucleotide messenger RNA. It is a transcript of the gene Sap47, whose product is annotated as synapse-associated protein of 47 kDa-like. The transcript has 8 exons. The record is from RefSeq and is a predicted model, not a curated record. Bases 531 to 1691 code for a protein of 386 amino acids. Lineage: Eukaryota; Metazoa; Arthropoda; Malacostraca; Decapoda; Portunidae. Gene Ontology annotation, cellular component: synapse; cytoplasm.